Molecule: messenger RNA, 4564 nt
Organism: Phytophthora nicotianae INRA-310
Lineage: Eukaryota; Oomycota; Peronosporomycetes; Peronosporales; Peronosporaceae
Product: SCY1 protein kinase, variant 1
Exons: 3
Coding region: 893-2830 (645 amino acids)
Biological process (GO): protein phosphorylation
Molecular function (GO): ATP binding; protein kinase activity
Source: RefSeq, a predicted model, not a curated record
CUGCGAAGACACACGUGGGCACAGGUGAAGUCGACGAGGCCGCAGGAAGCGAAGGAGAAGCAUGAACUUCCUCAAGACUCUUGGAGGUUUGGUGGGGUCCAGCUCCACGGGCGGACUGCCCUACUCUAUGGAUGCACCAGCCAUGGACGGGAACGUCGCGGCUGGUGGAGCUGCAGGGGAGAGCGUCGUGUUCGAGGGGCUGCCAGACUUCGUGCUGCACUCCGGCAAGAGCAAGCAGGACCCGUCGCACGCUGUGUCCAUCUUCAAGUCUCGACAGCCAGCGGGGCAGCUCACACAGAACGCGCUGCGUCGUAUCAAGACGCUUCGCCACCCGAACAUCCUGGCCUAUCUGGACGGCACGGAGGUGCCUAACAACGGGCCUGUCAUCAUUGUUACGGAGCAUGUCAUGCCCUUGUCCGAGUUUCUCACGGCGCUGCGCAUGGAGUAUGGCGCCAACAGCGAGGAGUUCGGUAUGUGCGUGUCCUGGGGACUGCGCAGUAUCCUCAUGGCGCUGCAAUUCAUCAACGUGGACUGCAAACUGCUGCACGGGCGCCUGACUCCGCAGAGUAUCUUUGUCACCAAGGUAGAAGAACUCAAUUGGCAAUAAUUCUUUAAUAGUUGCUGACAAAUGUGACAGGGUGGCGACUGGAAGCUGGGAGGAUUCGAACUUACAGCCGAGAUAACAAGCGAUGGUCCUUCAUACAUCUACACAGCCUUCCAGCAGUACGCGGACGUCAACUACAAGUCACCAGGUGCGUCAGCUUCAAGCAAAGAAAUGCACUGUUAGCAUUAUAGUCACCAGUAUGUUUAUGCAGAAUGCCAACGCUCCGACUGGAAGGCUGUGGCCACCGGACCUUCUUAUGGCGUGGAUAUCUGGGCAUUUGCCUGUCUCAUGUUCUACGUGUUCAACGACGGCCAAUUCCGAUCGAGUGACGUGUCGACAGCUGCGAAUAUUCCGCCGGCAAUCCGGACUCACUUCCGCAAGGCCAUCGACGACAACGCUGCUCGACGGCCGAGUCCGCAGAAAAUGCUGAGCUGCAGUUAUUUCGAUACGCCGUUUAUCAAACGGAUGGAUUUUCUGGAGAAUCUGGCGGUCAAGGACUCGGAUGAGAAGGUGGCAUUCUACAAAGAGCUGUGCGCCAAUCUAGAGACGUUACCGCGAUGCUUUGGAGUGCACAAGAUUCUCCCAGCACUGAAGCAGGUUGUGGAGUUCGGUGCAGCCACUGGCGCGAAGAAUGGACCUGUGAAAUUAGACCCGUCGGCUAGCCACAUGCUCCCGGCCAUGGUACAGAUCGGCAGUUCGUUGUCCGCUGAAGAGUUUAAGGCGGAAGUGCUUCCGAUCAUCAUCAAGCUGUUUAGUUGCAGUGAUCGCGCUGUCCGUGUGCAGCUACUGCAGAUGAUGGAGAAGUUCGCUGUCCACUUCGACGCAAAGCUAGUCAACAGCUCUGUUGUCUUCGACAACCUGUGCAGUGGGUUUACUGACGCUGCUCCUGUUUUGCGGGAGCUUACGGUCAAGUCAAUGCUACACAUCGCCGACAAGCUGUCAGACAGCAACCUCAACAAUCGUGUCAUGAAAUACUUUGCAAAGCUGCAGUCUGAUCCGGAGCCAGCUAUCCGAACAAACACUACGAUUUGUCUGGGAAAGAUUGCCAGCAAACUCAAUGAUGCAACAAGACCGAAGGUGUUAUUUCCAGCUUUCGCGAGAGCGUUGAGAGAUCCCUUCCCUCAUGCGCGUCUUGCUGGACUUCGCUCGAUGACUGCGUGCCAAGAGUACUUUACACCGCAAGGAAUGGCUGGCAGCAUUGUCCCAGCGAUCUCACCUCUUCUUUUGGACGUGUCGAUUUCUGUCCGAGAGCAAGCCAAAACGUCGAUUGAUAUUUUCAUGAAGACGGUCAUGGAUGAAGCUGCCCAGAUGAAGAUUCGGGAAGAGUUGGAAGCCAAGGAACGUGAAUUGAAGCGCGUCUCGGGCGAGGGUGACCAUGUGGGUAAUGUCGGGACUGGGGUCACCCCGCCACCCUCAAAUGGUGGUCACAGCUCGGGCGGAUAUGCUUCUUCUUUGACAGCAUGGGCCUCCUCGGCUGUUGCUUCGAACGUUAAUAAGCUGGUCGGCUCUGGCGGGUCAUCGUCCUCACUUUCGACUCUAGGAUCAACCGCUGCCGCUCCAUCGUCACGUUCGUCCUCCUUCUCUAGCAACAAGAACCAGACCAAUGGAUUUAGCUCCUCAUCCGCGCCGUCGUCCAAGCACAACAGCUUCAACGCGUUCCCAGUCGAUGAUUUCGCUGAGGACGGUUGGGGGAAUGACGACGACUUGGACGGCCUGGAUAGUCCGAAGCGAACCAGUUCAGGUUCUGGUACGUCGUUGUCGGUGAACCGAGGGCCUUCGUCUUCAUUCACGUCCCCAGCAGCAUCGUCACUAUCAGCGUCGUUGUCAUCGUCGUCUUCGUCGGUCAAACUAAGUGUUUCGCGCAAUGUGGGCGCUGGAGUACCGUCCUUGACAACGAAUACGACGUCGAUGUCCUCUUCUUUCGCGAUGAAUAACGAUAGUGCAUGGGGAGAUGAUAACUGGGGCGGCGAUGACCUGGAUUUUGAUGUGUCAGCGCCAAAGGCGAACGCUCUUAGUGGGGGUGGUAGUGGAUUGAAUACGUCCACGAGGACAUCCAUCGCUAGUGCACCAGGGUCGUCUAGUGGGUUGUCUACGCAGAGGAAAACAGCGAGCGAACGUCGCGCAGAAGCUCAAGCAAAGGCGAAGACGAAGCAUGAACCUUUGGGGGCGAUGAAAUUGGAUUCCACUGCCAACGCAAAAGCAGACGACUGGAAUUGGGAUUUCUAGACACCAAAGAGUAGCGGCUGCAGUGAUUCUAACUACGUGCUUCUGUUUGUUUUGUUCUCCAUUCUAUUGUUCUUUUUGGUGGAUUCAAUCCAAGACCGCCUUGCAGAAUUGAAGCCGCGCUUGUCAGCUUACAAGUUGACUUGAGGUGUGAUGUAUCCAUGUUGCUCUACUUGGCUUUCUCCGAUUCCGUCGCGGCCGGUUUGAGCUUGAAAAGGAAAAUGUCGAGGAAGUCGCAAAUAUCCUUCACCACACCAGAGACGAAGUGCAAGUACACCACCACGAUGAAGACCACAUACAACGACGACGCCACAAUAGUAGGGAUCAGCGGCUUGGAGAGGAUCCCCACAGCAGGUCCGUAGGCGUUGAAGAUGACGAAGCCGAAAGGAAUAAUGACACGAAGCUGCGGAGUGAAUGGGAUCUUGCACAUGUGACUCACGAUCAUUCGCGUCUACAAAGCACAGAAACACAUUAAAGGCGAUCAGAACUGCAAGAAGAAAUAUCAACUUCGCAAUGAAACAAAUGUACCGAGAAGAAGACAUAGCCGAUGCCAAUCGGGAACAGGAACAACACCGGGUAGUUCGCAUAGUUGUCCGCGUCAGGGCCACAGAUCCAGAGCGACCCUAGCACCAGUAGAAUGCCAAUAGGAAUCAGCUGGAUGAGUGCCAGAUGCUUGGAGAUGUGCUUGUUGCCCAGCUCGUCGCGUGGAAUGGCGUCUGGGGCCGCCCGCAGCACGUUCGAGAUGUUACCGUACGCCAACAAAACGUUACUCGCCACCAGUGCACCAAUGAGAACGUCCGUCAUGGUCACAGGGAACGGCGUUGGGAUAGGAACCUCUGCCGUCCAGAAGCCUGCGCCGAAGAAGGCCGCUACCAGGUGAACUGCAACCAACGUGAGCUGUCCCUCCGUGACGCCGAAGAAGCCGUUGCCGCAGCUCAUGACGCCUGUGUGGUAUUCCUCCCAUUGCGCCAAGUAGAAGGCAAUGGACACGGACGACAGCGCAAUGUACGGACGGAGACCGACGCCAGCCUGGCACGUGGCAGCGGCGCUCAGCACGUUGAAGACCGUGCAGACAGCGUCGCAGCCGUGGUCAAAGAGCUGACCCAGCGGGGACGAAGCGCCAGUGCGACGCGCCUGCUUGCCGUCUAGCGCGUCCAUGGUCUGGUAGAAAAAGAGUCCCAGCGCCGAGAGGAUGUAGACCUGCAGAGAGAUGAGAAAGCAGUUAGUAUAGCGAUUGUUUAGGGAAUAAAGGGUAGCUACGCACCCAAGCGGGGCAGGUCUCAGAGAAGUGGGGCGAGUAGUAGAGCUGCACCACUGUAGUGAACAUCAUGGCGCCCGUACCGAUCAUCGUCACGAGGUUGGGCGCCAUCCAGAUGGGCAGGAACUGCACGGAGUACGUCCAGAAGUGGUUGAGCACAUUGUCCAGAUACGUGUACGUUCCCCUGUAGUGAACAACAGAGCAACAAAGUCAGCGACCGGUGCAUUCUUCCCGCAGUCCACCCGCAGCAACUUACGCCUUGUACUUGUAGGAAGCGAUGCCUUCCAGCGCCUUCUUCCCCAGCAUCUCUUCUCUUGGUCUCUGCCGUGCUCGAGUCGCUUUCUCCUCUCGUCAGCUUGUGCUCUUCUCAAAAAGAAAAAAGCACUGAUAGGCAGCCAACAAACAGUACUUGUUUUACUACAACAGGAAAUUGUAUAACCUUUAUAGAUUUAUUAAACAAAAGUCAGAAAAAGCUUGGA